This is a messenger RNA of Talaromyces marneffei, 390 nucleotides long. RefSeq lists its product as uncharacterized. The record is from RefSeq and is a predicted model, not a curated record. Bases 1 to 390 code for a protein of 129 amino acids. NCBI's taxonomy places the organism in Eukaryota, Fungi, Ascomycota, Eurotiomycetes, Eurotiales, Trichocomaceae. The transcript is spliced from 2 exons.
AUGGCCGGAUGCCAAGCAGGGUUAAGUAUAUUCCACAUGAUGAACGCCCAGAGCAAGAAUAUCGAGACUCAAGACAACAGCAAGAAAAUGGAUGAUCAACAACCGGAGAUCAAUGGCAACAGCCCGAAGAUAAUAGACAGUCUAUACGAAGCGAGGAUGAUUAUACAUGUCACUGGGCCGGCUAGCAAAGGUAAAGAGAGAGUCCGCUUCCAAGAAACUCAAGAAGAGAAAGAUGAAAAAGUCUGCGACGAGGUGGACUUUCGGUUAGACGUAAGGGCGCUUGAAUGGAUGCCAGCUGUCCAAAGAGUUGAGGUAGUGUAUGGCUUGGCUUUGGUGACCUCCUUGUUCCUCUUUGCUACCACGACAAUUUAUAUGGCAAAGCGAAAUUAA